UUGUUCCACACAGAAUGGGAUGGCUUCAAUCUCUGGUGCUCUGCACCCUGGCUGCAUGCUGUGUGGCUAGGUCUCCACCCCAGCAGUGCCUGAACCCCUUACCCCAGCAGGCCCAGAACCCCUCACCUUUGGUUUCCCGGGGCUGCAAUGACUCGGAUGUGCUGACCUUUGCAGGCUUUGCCCUGCAGGACAUCAACAGAGAACAAAAGGAUGGCUAUGUGCUGAGCCUCAACCGAGUGCAUGAUGUUUGGGAAGAGUAUCAGGACGACGUUGGAACUCUGUUCUACCUCACACUGGAUGUGUUAGAGACUGGCUGUCAUGUGCUUAGCAAGAAAGCAUGGAAGGACUGUGAUGUGAGGACCCUUCAUACCUCGGUAAGUGUUUUCUUGGCCUCUGUUAUUUUCAUGACUCAUGAAAAUAAAUUCCUCUUGUUGGCAUCAACAGUUUCUCGGAGAAAGAUUCAUACUAUGUGCCCUGAUUGCCCCAGCCCCACCAACUUGUCAGACCCCGAGGUUCUGGAAGCUGUGACUGAGUCUCUUGCAAAAUUCAACAGUGAGAGUCCCUCGAAGCAGUACUCUCUCGUAAAAAUCACCAAGGCCUCUAGCCAGUGGGUGGUUGGCCCUGCUUACUUUGUGGAAUAUUUAAUCCAGGAGUCACCAUGUACCAAGUCCCAGGAGAGCUGCUCACUGCAAUCUCUAAACUCUGUGUCUGUUGGUCUUUGCGAAGGUUCUCUGACUAAAACACAAGAAGAUAAGUUUGUUACUGUAUCUUGUGACUUCUUUGAAUCACAGGUUCAGGUUCCAGGAAGUGAAAAUACUGAGGCUACCCAGGGACCCCCAAUCCUCCCUGAGACAGAGGACCCAUCUAAGAAAAAGCUUUCCAGUUUCCCCAUACCAAGGGGCUCUGUCCAGCACCUCCCUGACUUGGAUGAUGAAAAGGCCAAAGAUCCUCAGGAGAAAGAUCCUCAGGAAGCCUUCCCCGUGCAGUUGGACCUGACCACAGAUCCCCAGGGAACAACCGUGGAUGUGUCUUUCCUCUUCAUGGGGCCUGAGGAAAAGAAGCUGCGUGUGCUGCCUUUCCCCACAAAAAAACAGCACUCUACACAGUGCCCAUCGCCUGCCAAUCAUCCCAGUCCUCUUAUUCUCCCGCCCUGAGAAUCACAGAGAGUGUACCAUGUGGGUGUGAUUUCUUGUACAAGAUGAGUGGUGGUAGGAAUGGGACAGAGAGAGAGGUUCAAA
Dipodomys ordii (Ord's kangaroo rat) is the source of this 1238-nucleotide messenger RNA. It is a transcript of the gene Fetub, whose product is annotated as fetuin B. The transcript has 6 exons. Gene Ontology annotation, cellular component: extracellular region. The record is from RefSeq and is a predicted model, not a curated record. Gene Ontology annotation, molecular function: cysteine-type endopeptidase inhibitor activity; metalloendopeptidase inhibitor activity. Gene Ontology annotation, biological process: negative regulation of endopeptidase activity; binding of sperm to zona pellucida. NCBI's taxonomy places the organism in Eukaryota, Metazoa, Chordata, Mammalia, Rodentia, Heteromyidae. Bases 15 to 1154 code for a protein of 379 amino acids.